Phytophthora sojae is the source of this 1482-nucleotide messenger RNA. RefSeq lists its product as hypothetical. The coding region runs from base 1 to 1482 and encodes 493 amino acids. The record is from RefSeq and is a predicted model, not a curated record. The transcript is spliced from 3 exons. Lineage: Eukaryota; Oomycota; Peronosporomycetes; Peronosporales; Peronosporaceae.
AUGCAGUUGUCGCCAACAUUAUGCCGACCAAGGCAUCUGGAUCCAGAGCGACUACGGGCCAGGCUCGGAGCUCAAAAGUUUGAGAAGCUGCGCUACCAUGAAGCUGCAGUUGUGAGCACAGCUCCCAUGCAGUUCCAGUUGUUUGCCCUGAGCAGUGACACCCUGUUCAUCGUUCCGUUGAUGGGUCGAGGCGAAUCAGCCGCGGAUAUGCUCUUACCAUUACGGAAUAUCUCCUCGGUGGAUCGGGUGGUGCCUGAAAACAAGAAGCAGCGCGGACUUCUCCUCCUACCUACGAGUCAGCUCUUUCGACUGCAACUGCGUGAGGUGACAUCCAAAAAGAUGGCGUCAGAGUUGUUCUUUGCGACUUUCGAGCCGCAAACGCAGCUCUUCUUUCAACUAUCACGGGCAGUACGCAUCGAUUUUCAGAAGCAGUUGAUCCCGCAGCUACAAAUUGACGACAAUCUUCCAGCCCGGGCAGAGCAUCGUCUCGAAUUGUCACGGUUGCUAGAGAUGCUAGCGUUGGAUUUAGUCCGUGCUCGUGACGAUAUUGAACGGAUCCACCUGCUCGAUGAGCUUACUGCUGCCGCGUAUUCCUCCGUCGACUUGAAGCAAUUCUUCUUCGAAGACCGCACACAAGUGCAGGGAUCUACAGGCCUAGCAGCGUUCUUGGUCCGUCAGCUUUCUCACCCUCUGCGUCCGGGUAAUGGCGAUGAAACACGAGUCGAGUUCAUACUGAGUGUCGUACGGGUGUUGGAUGCGAUGUGCUUUGAUAUGCAACUUCAAACAAGCUGCCUGGGUAGACUCUGUCUGAACGAGCUUGCGGGAAACCUUCUCGCUCGCGGAGCCGAGAGCUUUAGCGUUGGUGUCAGAAGCGAUGGUGGGUCAAUUGAUAUGCACAUGCGCGUUCUUCGAGAGGACCUUAUGGAUGCCGAAGCCGCGUUGCUCCUGUCGCUUGAUGCGAUGCAGCAGUGCGAAGAUUUUCGCUUGCACCAGCAUCAGCAGAUGCGGGGCUUGUUGGUUGAGCGGUCCACGUCUGUAAUGCAGCAUGCGCUUCGAGCACCGGCGCUGAGUCUGUGGAUAUCCAAGCUCUUCAAACGAGUCUGUAUUGCAGUAUCGCGCGCGGCGAUCGCUGUCGAGAACCGCGAAACAGAGGAAAGUGAUGAUGGCGAAGUAGAUGAAGAGGGCGAGACUGAUGAAGAAGAAGACGAGUCCGAUGGCAGUGAAGCUUUGGAACCGCUCCAAAUGCUUUCACUCUGGCGCAGCGUGACUGUAUUAGAGCUUUUGGUGAAGAGCGACGUUGCUGUGGGCAGCGAUCAAGUGCUCGGGCAGCUUCUACGGACUCGAAAGGACUACAUAGACAUGUAUCUAAGAGUACCGCGUUUCAUGACAGCGUUAAGUACCAGCGGGAUCCCUCACCUAGAAGAUGUUUCGCUCAAGCUGGCAAGAUUCCUGGAAUCACUUCGAGAGAGACGAAAGGCAUGA